AUGUCUGGGCGCGGGAAGCAGGGUGGCAAGGCGCGUGCGAAGGCGAAGUCUCGCUCGUCCAGAUCGGGCUUGCAGUUUCCAGUUGGCCGAAUACAUCGUCUUCUACGUAAAGGCCAUUAUGCAGAACGUAUUGGGGCUGGUGCGCCUGUGUAUCUGGCAGCGGUGUUGGAGUACCUUACGGCUGAAAUUUUGGAGUUAGCAGGCAAUGCAUCCCGUGACAACAAGAAGACGCGCAUCAUCCCGCGCCACUUGCAGUUAGCUAUCCGUAAUGAUGAGGAGCUCAACAAGCUGUUAGGCGGUGUGACUAUAGCUCAGGGUGGCGUCUUGCCCAAUAUCCACGCAGUGUUGUUGCCCAAGAAGACCGAGAGCCACCAUCACAAAGUGCAAAGCAAGUAA
Molecule: messenger RNA, 396 nt
Organism: Hippopotamus amphibius kiboko
Lineage: Eukaryota; Metazoa; Chordata; Mammalia; Artiodactyla; Hippopotamidae
Product: histone H2A type 1-A
Exons: 1
Coding region: 1-396 (131 amino acids)
Cellular component (GO): nucleosome
Molecular function (GO): DNA binding; structural constituent of chromatin; protein heterodimerization activity
Source: RefSeq, a predicted model, not a curated record